CAUGGUUUCGAUGUAACCUUGGAUUAAACUUGGAUUAUUAGCUAAUUAUAAAUGAUAAUGGAAAACUAUUACAAACUAUAUAACGAAAGGCAUUCUGAACAUUCGUCUGAGCAAAAGGACGAUUCAGACUGUAAUAUGUUGGUGCUGGAUCUAUCACGCAAGAAGCGCGUGGCAUCUACGUUAUACGAAGCCGAAAUAAUUCAAUCCAUUGUUUCAUCGCAAACUUUGCUUCCAAACACAAAGAAGCAAAAAUAUCAAGAAAUAAAUUUUCUAGAUGAAAAUACACAAACUCCCGCGAGAAGUAGUGCCAUGUUAUCGCCAUAUUCCGAAUCAAACUCGCCGAAAGAAACGAAGAUUAGUUCAGUGGAUUAUGAAAAUAAUAAUCAAUUAAUACAUACCUUACCACACACACACACACAACACGCAUUGUCAAAUACGUAUGGUAUUACACCACGUACAACAAUGGUAACGCCUCCGCAGCCAUCGCUACUUACAUAUCCAAACGAAGCCACGAAUAUGCCCGUAGCGGUACCAAAAAUAUAUUUACCGUAUAUAGAAACAUCGCAAUCUUGUGUAAUAAAUAACGAUGCCAGGAGAAUCAUUUCGAUGCCAGCAGAAUGUUCGACGUCGGAUGCGAAACCAUCAACGUCUUCGGAUGUUACGAAGAAAACGCCAAGACCUUUCAAGGCCUAUCCGAACAAUUUGUUGUCUGUUAUUAGUAACGACAUUGACCAUAAUUCGAAUGAGAACUACGUAAAGUUCCGUAAGACGGUACUUGAAACCUUUGAAAAAGGGAACAAACAGACAUCAAAUCCUAAAAUGCGUCGAGUAUCCAAGUCUGUUAGUAAUCCUGGAGUGCCUACUAGUACUGUCGAUGAGAAAGAUGCUAUAUAUUGGGAAAGAAGAAAAAAAAAUAAUGAAGCAGCGAAGCGUUCGAGAGAUGCUCGAAGAGCUAAAGAAGACGAGCUUGCAAUCAGAACGAGUUACCUCGAAUAUGAGAAUGCACGACUGAAGAUGGAAAUACGGACACUCAAGUUGGAGAUACAAAAAUUUCUUCACUCAUUUUAA
Molecule: messenger RNA, 1068 nt
Organism: Cyphomyrmex costatus
Lineage: Eukaryota; Metazoa; Arthropoda; Insecta; Hymenoptera; Formicidae
Gene: gt
Product: transcription factor giant
Exons: 2
Coding region: 52-1068 (338 amino acids)
Biological process (GO): regulation of transcription by RNA polymerase II
Cellular component (GO): nucleus
Molecular function (GO): DNA-binding transcription factor activity, RNA polymerase II-specific; RNA polymerase II cis-regulatory region sequence-specific DNA binding
Source: RefSeq, a predicted model, not a curated record